CACAAAUCUAAAUUGUACCAAAGCUUCUAAAAAUUAAUGGAUCUCUUUCUCUUUACUAAGAGUUCAUUUCUUAGCUACUCAUGCAUCCUCUUAAUUAUUCCAACAAUAAUAUUCAUAUUCAUCAAAUCAAGAUCAAGUUCAAGUUCAAGUUCAAGUUCAAAACAAAGAAGAAAAUUGCCACCAGGUCCAAACAAGUUACCGUUCAUCGGAAACCUCCACCAACUAGGCGGACCGAUGCCGAUGCAUCGGAUCCUACAAGAUCUCGCUGCAAAACACGGCCCAAUCAUGCAUCUCAACUUUGGACACCACCCGACAAUAAUCAUCUCUUCUCCGGAGGCUGCCUUAGAAAUCUUGAAAACUCAUGAUCUUGUUUUCUCCAACCGGCCUGCCACGGCAGCAUCAAUGAAAGUCUUCCGUAAGGGUCCCAGCAUCGGAUUCUCGAACUAUGGUGAGCAAUGGAGGCAAAUGAAAAAGCUCGCCUCAAUAGAGCUCCUUAGCACGGAAAGAGUCAAGUCUUUUCGUCUGGUGAGGGAGGCGGAGACUGACAUCUUGAUUCGCACUAUACAUGAUUACUGUUGCUCUAGAAAACAAACGGUGAAUCUGAGUGAGAUGUUUCUUUGCUUGAGUAAUAAUAUCAUAGGCCAAGUAGCUUUUAGUAGGAGGUUCUCUACUGAAGGAGAGUGUAACCGAAGUGAACACCAUGAUCUUAUUAGGGAAAUUAUUCAGUUGUUUGGUGAGUUCUUUAUGGGAGAUUUCUUCCCUUCGUUGGGCUGGGUGGAUGUGAUCACUGGAAUGCAAGCCAAGUCUAUUGCAGUUUUUAAACGGUUGGAUGAAUUCUUGGAAAGAGAGAUUGAUGAUCAUCGUUUAAGCUCUGAUGAUGAUCAUAAUUCUCAACAUGGAGAAGACUUUGUUGAUGUGCUACUUGAGCUUCAAAGGAAUUCGAAACUUGGCUUCCCAAUUACCGCAGAUCAUAUAAAAGUUAUUUUAACGGACAUCUUCCUUGCUGGAACUGAAACUUCGGCGUUGAUUUUAGAAUGGGUGAUGUCUGAACUAGUAAAAGACUCAAGAGUGAUGAUGAAAGUUAGUGAUGAAAUCCGAAAAGUUGUAGGAAAUAAAGAAAGGGUGGAAGAGGAUGACCUUCAAAAACUUGAGUAUCUCGGGUUUGUGAUAAAUGAAACUUUGAGGUUGCAUCCUCCUCUUGGGUUAUUACUUCCUCGGGAAAGUACAGAAGAUUGCAAAAUUAGUGGAUAUGAUGUCCCCAAAAAAACAAGAGUUAUGGUAAAUGCAUGGACAUUGGGAAGAGAUCCUAAAUUAUGGGAAAAACCAGACAUCUUUUAUCCAGAAAGGUUUCAUGGGAGUCCUAUCAAUUAUAAAGGUAAUUACAUGCAAUUCAUACCAUUUGGUGCCGGUCGGAGGAUUUGUCCUGGGACUCAAUUGGGUAUCACAACUAUCAUGAUUGCACUUGCCAAUGUAUUAUUUCAUUUUAACUGGAAGUUACCGAAUGAGAUGCCCGGAGAGAACAUUGACAUGACUGAAAGUACUGGAAUUAGUAAUCGCAAGAAAUCGCCACUUAUAUUGAUGGCAACACCAAUUUGUUGUUAGAUUUUUAAGUAGUUUUUUUUUUAAUAUAUAAUGGUACCAGUGUGUUUGCGCAUUGGUGAAAGUAUCUCUUUA
Dioscorea cayenensis subsp. rotundata (Guinea yam) is the source of this 1674-nucleotide messenger RNA. RefSeq names its product cytochrome P450 71A1-like. The coding region runs from base 37 to 1602 and encodes 521 amino acids. The transcript has 2 exons. Gene Ontology annotation, molecular function: oxidoreductase activity, acting on paired donors, with incorporation or reduction of molecular oxygen; heme binding; monooxygenase activity. The record is from RefSeq and is a predicted model, not a curated record. Lineage: Eukaryota; Viridiplantae; Streptophyta; Magnoliopsida; Dioscoreales; Dioscoreaceae.